Messenger RNA from Ziziphus jujuba (common jujube), 1415 nucleotides. RefSeq lists its product as uncharacterized. Lineage: Eukaryota; Viridiplantae; Streptophyta; Magnoliopsida; Rosales; Rhamnaceae. Bases 365 to 1162 code for a protein of 265 amino acids. The transcript has 2 exons. Gene Ontology annotation, molecular function: protein binding. The record is from RefSeq and is a predicted model, not a curated record.
AAAGAGGAAAGAUUUCCAGCUUAAAUAGAAAAUCAAAAAGUAAGAUAAUCAACAAUAAAAGACGUCAUCGUCCUUUUGGGAAUUGUCUAUUGCCGUUGGAAUAAUUGAUCGGUUUUCCCUGACAAGUCCCCCAACUCUUCGCGUUGCGCGUUUGGCCUCCGGCGAGCCAAGCCAAUAGCCACCGCAGAGAGGCAAGGCACAAUCCUCACACCAAGUCGCCGACAGGUCGUCGGUUAGUUUCAAUUGUCUGUUUGGGAUCCAAGAAGAAAAUUUUACAAAGCAUUCGUUUAAAUCUUGUUCAACCAAAUCCGUCGGAUUCAUUCAAUCGUCCAUUUCCUUCAAUAUCACAAUCAGGUUUCAGCAGAUGGCAAAAACAAAGCAAAGGCAGCCUGUGGCAGUUACUGCAAAUGAGAAUAAUGCUUCAAGUGGCAUUGUUGAUUCUUUAAACUCGGAUACUGAUCUGGACCUGCAUGUAGAGAAAGGCUGGGUGAUAGUAAAAAAGCAGAGAAUUACUAUUCUUGUGCCUUCCCUACCAACUGCUGAUAGAUCUCCACAGCAAAACCCAGGACCAAGUCAUCUGCAAGAAAUGCCUGGGAAUAUAGUUAAAUGUGGGUUGGAAUUACGAACGGCGACAUGUCCGAUAAUGCCAUCGGCUGAUGAGCAAAGGAAGUCCAUGUCAUCGGUUCCUAAAAAGGGUGUUCAACUUGCUAGAAAUUCUGCUCAAAACAUUUCAACAUUAACCAAGCCAUUCAAGCAAGAUUCAAGAAUGGAAUCUAGAAUGCCACACCAGGUUCAUUCUUUGAAGUCUCAUAAAGUACCUGGAGUAUCUAAAACCUCAAAAACUCUAGUGCGGACAAGACUAUUACUGCAUGGACCCAAUGAUUUUUAUGGUGGUGGUGGAAUGCCUCUGAAUCAAAGGCUGAGAGCAUUGAAUCUUGAGCGGAGAAUCCAGAAAGCUGGUGGGCUGAGCAGUUGGCUUGCAUCUCUGGGACUGGGGCAAUUUGUUAAGCUUUUUCAGAGAAAGGGUCUCAAUAAAUUUCAGUUGGUCAAUUUGAACAUGAAGAAACUCAAGGAUAUGGGUGCAGUUGCAGUGGGUCCCAGGAGGAAACUCAUGCAUGCAAUAGAUUGCAUUUGCCAGCCCCACUGUUUUGAGGCUUUUUAAAAUGCUUUUAGGAUGUAGGAGCAUAGUUAUCAACUAGAAGAUGAACUUUCUGCUGUAGAUCUGUGUAUGUUGUAUAUAUAUUAGCGCCUUUGUAGAUGCAUUGUAGCAAUUAAUUGUUAGGAGAAUUUUUGUUCCCCCCACCCCCUCUCUUUUUGGUGCAUGGUGUAAAUCAUUAGCUGGUGAACAAGAGAUGUCUGCAACUGAGACUGACAGUUCCUAUCAUAUUUCCAUUUUAUAGAAUUUGUUUAACUCA